Messenger RNA from Linum trigynum, 3691 nucleotides. Lineage: Eukaryota; Viridiplantae; Streptophyta; Magnoliopsida; Malpighiales; Linaceae. The record is from the annotation of a GenBank genome assembly.
UCAGAGCCUUCAAAAGAGCAUUCCAACCAAACAGAAUUAAUAGGAUAUAUUUGCUUCAGUAAAUAAUCCAACUAUUAGAAAACAUAAUGAUAAUUGAAAAUACUUAUAAUGAUAAUUGAUUCUAAAUUUUCUAUUUAAAAUUAAUUUGGUAUCAAGUCUUCAAAAGAGGACACCAACUAAAUAUUAAAAAUAUAUGUUUUUUCAUAAGUCAAAAUGAUUUUUUACAAUAAGAAAAGUAGAAGGACUAAUUAAGAAAUAUAGAAAAUGAAAUAUUCCAAGAAUAUUCUGUUAACUUUAACGAAAUGCACUUAACAUUAAACUUAAGUGGUACUGGGUGCACAAAUAAUAGAGUUCAGUGGGGGAUGGGAUUAGGUGCUAACCCUUAUAGGGGUUAGCACCGUGAUAACUAGCAAAAAACGCUACUAAAAAUAAUGAAAUAACUACGGAUUAUUAUAAAAUCAAUACAACAUCUAAGCUAAAUCACUACUAAUUCAAACUAGUAGUAGUUUUUCCCUUGGUUAGGACGGUGCUAACUAUUGUACAAUUAGCACCGUAGCCGUUCCCGUUCAGUGGUACCUGACGCCCUAUUCAAAUUUAAGUGGUAUGUCUGCACCAAUUCUCAAACUUAAGUGGUACCCGAGGUAUUUUACCCUUAGUUGUUCACUCAUUCAUUCUGAUCUCGUAUUACUAGACCAAACAACAUCAUGAUACUUUUCUUUACAGUAAGAUGCCAAAAAUAUUCGUAACCGUGUAUAUCCGUCCGAAUCCGACCUAAAGACUUUUAGUGGGUACGUUUAAAACCCGAACCCGCAUAUGCGGGUAAUGAGUGGGCAUGGUUUUCUCAAUAUCCAACCUGAACCCAUCCGAUUAUACAUUUGCAUAUGUAUUUUGUAUAGAAAUAAUCAAUAUUUUUCUCUUAAAUAUUUCGUAUUUAGCAUAUAAAUAUAAAAUAUUUAUGAAAUUGUGUUGUUUUAAUUAAUUUUCUUCAUUCUAGUGAAUUAUUGUCAUACUUUUCGUCUUACGUAACAUGAGAAUACGUGUAAUUAUGCAGUCAAAAUCGGGAUUUUAAGUAAAAUCGAAAACUAAGGUAGAAUCGGAAUCGUAGAUUAAAAUCGUAAAAUCGUAAGAUUUUAAGGUUCGUAUUAAAUAAUCACUUAAAACACCAGAUAGUAAUAAAAAUGCAUAUCCUGAAUAACAAUCAACCACAUAUAACAUAAUUACUUUCCAAGAUAAGUUUGUUUGCUAAAUAAAUACAACUAAAUCCAUAUAUCUAUUCUUGUACAUAAUAUAAACACACAAUGAAAUCACUUAAUUAAUAGUUAAGAGUAGAAAAUUACAUAAGAUCGUUGGGGAUCAACAUUAAUAUCACUUACACAUCAUCAUCAUCCUCACUCUCACUCUAACUCUCAUCCUUGUUUAUUUGCUUAAGGACUAAUAUAAUUACUCUUAAGAUCACUUGAAAUACUUUCACCAUUAACCAUAUUUCCUUGAUCACAAAGAUAACUCAUUGAUUGGUGCAUUCCCUUCUUAAUUGAUAAAAGGUCGGGGAUAGUGCUACUGAAGGAUUGAGAGAGGAACGAAAGAUUGCAAUGGAAUGGAGAUUUGGAUUUUUGUGAGGGUGGUGGGAAAAACCUACAAGCUAAUUGGGAGAGUGGAAGAUAUCGUUGAAGGAAGGAGUUGGGCGUCGACGUGCGAAAGAGGAAGAUACGAGGAAGAGAAUGAAAAUAAAUUGAGUGUUGUCUAUUGGGUUAGGGUUGCGUUAUUCAUUAUGUUGGGUCGUGAGAAGUAAACUUGACUUGGUUUAUGGACAGAACCGGACUUGACCAGCCUCAUUUUGCUCCAAUUGAUGUGAACCUUGAAAUCGUACAAAAUCGUAGAAAUUGUAGAUUUAAAGGAUUUUAGAGUUUUAAAUCGGGAUUUUAUGGGAUUUUAAGGUUCAAAGAUUUAAAAAUAAAAUCAUGAUCGGAACCCAUAGGUAAGAUCGUAAAAUCGUAAGAUUUUAAGAUUAAAAUCGGGAUUUUGACUACAUUACUCUAAAUAUUAACAUAUUGGUUGGAGUUAUAAAGAAAAACUAUUACCCAUGGAUAACCGUGGAUACCCGAAACCUGAACGGGUAUGAACAUGGUUUGAAUUUUGUACCCGUUUCUUAUGUGGAUAUGGGUAUGGGUAAAAACCAAACUACUUUGGAUAGGGUAACGGAUAUGCACUAUCCGUCCCCGACCCAACCCAUUGCCAUCCCUACUUUACGGAAAUGAGCUUAGUGGCCAAAUUUUAUGUGAUUUAGGCUCGACUCGUUAACAAAUUUAUCGAAUUCGAUUUGCAUUCAUUUACCAAUAAUUUGAGUCGAAUUGAAUUCAGACUCGACUUGGUUAUCAAAGGGUUGAUUUGUGUUUGCCUUGAGCUCGAUUCGUUAAUGAGCUUACAAGCUUUAUUUAAGUUGGCUCAUCGAAAAGAGUACUAGUUUGACUCAAAUUUAACCCACUUAUUCUAAUAAUCAAAUCAUUAAACUAAAUUAAACACCCUAAUAUGUGUAUGUCAUGUACUAUAGAUAUUAGUAAUACACAAUUUCUCAGUUUGAUAUAUAUUUAAUCAUUUAGCAAAAAUUGACGCGACAAAAUAUCUAUUCGCAACCGUCAUAAUAUAAAUUAAGAUAAUUUAGAUUCAAGAAAGCGCAAAAGUUACAAAAUGGAGCAAUGUACGUGUUUUUUGACUACACAUAUUAAGGUUGUAGAGUCAAGGCAGCAUAGAGAAGGUGGUUCCAUGUAUCAGGAACGCCGGCCAGGCACCAAUGGCUGCAGUCCAUGUAAAGGUGGCCGCCGUGGCCGUAGACGGACGGGUGGCCGUCUUUUCUCAGUUGCGACAAGGCGGUGAUGUUCAGCAGAUGCACGGGUUUGGACAUUCGCCGGAGAACUCUGUCGAGAAUCACUUCCCCCGGAUGAGGACCUCCCGGGUAGUUGCCGGCGUCGUAGGCCGCCGGCUGCGUCUGUCCCCUGCAGUUGCCGCUGCUCGCCUCUCCCCAAUCACUUGCACUAAUUUACAUACAUAAUCCCCAUGUAAGCAUGAUUGCCUUGCAAAAACACUAACUUAUAAAUAAAAUAAAAAAACUUGGAAGAAUGAAUUUACUUGAUUAGUAUAAUUUUAAUUAGGGGUGUUCAAAUGGGUUCAAAUGGUUAUCAUGGUUAUAACCAAAUCAAAUAAGGCUAAAUUUCAUUAAACAUGGAAUACAAUAUCAUAACCAAACCGUUCAAACUAAUACAACAACCAAAUUAACCAAACUAAAGUUUAAUCGGUUUGGUUAAUUGGUUAACCAGAUUAACCAAUAUAAAAUCACAUUAUCAUUGAUGAUGAAAAUUUUCCGGUUAAUGCAACAAUUCGCAAUUUAUAUAAUGAAUAAAACAUAACAAUCAACACGUAGUUAUAGUUGACCCUUAACAAAAAUACAUGCAACUAAGACAAUUAUCUUACGAUUAGCAUAGAAGUAUUCACCUAACAAAAAUUUAUGACAAUGGUAUGGGUUAAUGAAUUGUUGUGUUUGUGUAAAUUGACUUAGUCUCUUAGCAAUUAUCAUAGGCUGGAAAUGACCUUCCAUUCAAGUUUUCAUCCAUCAUAAUGUAUGAAAUUUAUCUAAAUUAGGCGUCCAUAUGUUGUGGUCUACACUAUAUAUAUAUACAAAUAUACACUAUUUGAGCAA